Molecule: messenger RNA, 2324 nt
Organism: Melanotaenia boesemani (Boeseman's rainbowfish)
Lineage: Eukaryota; Metazoa; Chordata; Actinopteri; Atheriniformes; Melanotaeniidae
Product: transmembrane protein 100-like
Exons: 3
Coding region: 111-581 (156 amino acids)
Biological process (GO): cellular response to BMP stimulus
Source: RefSeq, a predicted model, not a curated record
GCAGUCUGGACGAUGCAGGAGCGGUGAGGAGGUGAACCUGUGGAGGAGGAAUGAAGCCUGCUCUCUGACUCUAGCUACUCUGUGAUUGGCUGAUCUCUGACAUCACCAAGAUGGCUCACCUGUUCCUCGCCAGUAAGAUCUCCAUGCCGGACGAUCUUAACAAAGGCGGCACCAGGGUCCCGAAGAGCGCCGUCAGGAUGCCGACGGCCAUCCCUGCUGAGAAGAUGAGCCAGGACAAACACAAAAAGGACUGUGGCGUCGUCGUGACGACACGCGUCCCACACAUCAAUGAAGUCCAGCUGAUGGCGGCAACCGGCGGCGCCGAGAUGUCCUGCUACCGCUGCACAGUGCCUUUUGGCGUAGUCAUCCUCAUCGCCGGCAUCGUGGUGACGGCGGUGGCCUACACCUUCAACUCCCACGGCUCCACCAUCUCCGUGCUGGGACUGGUUCUGCUGUCUACCGGUCUGGGCCUGCUGGGAUCCAGCAUCGUCUGCUGGAGGAUCCGACUGAGGAAGAAGAGGGAUAAACGACGGGAGAGUCAGACGGCCCUCAUGGCCAGUCAAGGGUACUGCGUGGCCUGAUCACACCAUGGACGCUCAUCUUUUCUGAGCCCAUGAACUUACCACGCCAACAACACGAGACAGCAGACUUCAUCAUGCAUGAACCAGGAACUGGAGCUCAUGCUUUCAGGCCUUCACACUGACGAAGACUCUGCAGACACCUGAAAUGAGACAACACUAAGUCAAAGUAGCUCCUUGAUAAACGAGAGACUUUGCAGAGUUUGAGCUACUACAACAAUGUUUGAAAAGGAGCUCGGCUUUGUAGUGGUGUCCUUAAAGAUUCCAAAUAUUCUCUGGGUCCAGCUGAUUAAAUUUCCUGCUGACUAAUACUGGUUUGGUUUGGACUUUUAGUCCAACCAAAGAGAACUUGUGUUUCUUCUACGGAGCCCUGACGGAGGAGGAUGUAGACUUGGAGUUACAUCCUGAUGUAAAGCUGGGUGAGGAGUCUGUCCGACAUUCAGGAAAAACUUUUUAUUUUCUCAUCAGUGAAUCAAUUUGGAGUAAAAUGUCAUAACGGUCUGUAAGUCUGUAAAUUAUGGUUCACACAUGGAGGAUGGUGUAAAUCUGAAGGAAAAAGUUUCAGUUCAUGAAUGUUCACUUUUAAAAGCUCAUCAGUGAUGUACAGUUUCCACCUCACCGAUCUGACCCUAAAACGUGGAGCUUAACACGCUAAUAUCCACUUAUUGGUGGAAACAAUCGUGUGUGACUCCUGUGUAAAUAUAAGGAGGAUGCCUGUGUGGCGCCACACACUAUGACAUCACCCUAUGACAUCACGCUAUCAUAUAGCUGACGCAUCUAUCGCUAUGACAAUACCAGGUAAAGGUAUAGCUGUGGAAACAUAAAUCAGGAUUUACCCGGCCAAUCCGGCCCCUCCUGAGCCGGAACCCUUGGUGGAAACGGGGGUUAAAUGUCGCUAAUAAGCUAUAAAAAUACUUUAAAACGGUACUCUGUAGUUUUUCUGUGUGAGACAAAGAGCAGCUGUUAGAUUGUCUCUUUGACCACGUUUGUGACCUCAGUUUAUUAUUUAGUCCCACAGCGUCCUUUAGCUGGGCCACAUUUCAUUUAACGUGGACCUGAAACCUCUAAAUUAUCCUCGCAGCCAUCAGAACUCAGUUUAUAAUCAUAUCAGAACGGGGAGAGCUUUGUCCUCGAGGAAGCGUCCGCCUGAGAACAGGACGGCUAGAGGUGAGGAAGAGGACAAAACUCCUGAAUAUGCUCUCCUCUAAUCAGCAGUCAGCAAGACUCGAACCUGUAAACAAAUGGAAAACUUUUCACAAACAUGCUGCGUUUUCGAUUAAAAUCCAGCCGUACGUGUUGGAUCCAGAAUAUGACGAACGAAUGCAGGAAGGAGGUAAAAUACCAGCUAAAAAGGUAAUAACGUCCAAGCUGCUGAUGCUUUUCUUUGUACAGUGUGUGAAGUUUGCACACAGCUGCUUCUGUUUACUGAGACGAGGUGAGACAGACUCCACGUCGGUCCAGUAAGCGGCGGCUGUUGGCGUUAAUAAGUCAUAAUGUAAUCGUCAUCAACUUUCCAGGAACUAACCCGGACUCAUGUACAUUCAAACAUGUAAACUCAGAAAAAGUCAGUAAAUGAGUGUUUGGUGGAUAAUUUCUUUGUUGUAACAAUAAAUCUUAUAAAGUUUGAAAGCCUGUUUAUUUUCCUUUUGAUUCGUAAGGAAAGGUGUUUGUGGGAUGAGCAGCAGAGUCGAGGAUGAUUAAAAACUUCCUAAAUUUUCUCUGCCAGUCCCAAACAGCUGAUUCUGC